This is a messenger RNA of Physeter macrocephalus (sperm whale), 909 nucleotides long. It is a transcript of the gene PPP1R35, whose product is annotated as protein phosphatase 1 regulatory subunit 35. Gene Ontology annotation, molecular function: phosphatase binding. NCBI's taxonomy places the organism in Eukaryota, Metazoa, Chordata, Mammalia, Artiodactyla, Physeteridae. Gene Ontology annotation, biological process: positive regulation of cilium assembly; positive regulation of centriole elongation; negative regulation of phosphatase activity. The transcript is spliced from 4 exons. The coding region runs from base 115 to 882 and encodes 255 amino acids. Gene Ontology annotation, cellular component: centriole. The record is from RefSeq and is a predicted model, not a curated record.
CGCUAACGGUUUUCGGUAGCGCCGUCUUAGAGGGGCGGGGGAGAGGAGGUGGCGAGUCCGUGUCCCGUGACCCUCGGCCCUCAGCGACCCCUGCACCCCUGCAGACAUCUCAAGAUGAUGGGCUGUGAGGAGUCAGAGCUGGAGUCGGUGGAAGGGGGAGAGGCCGUGGCUGACCCAGGGCCACCCCCAGAACCCCGAGCUCCCGAGCCCGGAGCCCCAGUGCCGGAGCCCGGCCUGGACCUGAGCCUGAGCCUGAGUCCUCUGUCCGAGAGCCCCGGGCGCGGGCGGUCCAACUGCAGCCCGGGACGGCGGAAGGGGCGGGCGGACCGGCGGGGCGGGGCCCGCAAGGGGCGGCAGGUCCGCUUCCGCCUGGCGCCGCCCUCCCCGGUACGGUCCGAGCCGCCGCAGGACCUGGGGAUGCCCGCGCAGCAGAGCAGCCUGGCCCUGAGCUUCGAGCUGCAGGCCGCGCGGGCCGCAGCCGGGGGCCAGUUCGAUGCCGCGAAGGCCGUGGAAGAACAGCUGAGAAAGUCGUUCCAGACCCGCUGCAGCCUGGAAGAGAGCGUGGCCGAGGGGCUGAACGUGCCGCGCUCCAAGCGGCUCUUCCGAGACCUGGUGAGCCUGCAGGUGCCCGAGGAACAGGUUCUGAACGCCGCGCUGAGGGAGAAACUGGCGCUCCUGCCGCCGCAGGCCCGAGCCCCGCCUCCAAAGGAGCCACCUGGGCCAGGGCCAGACAUGACCAUUUUGUGUGAUCCAGAAACAUUAUUUUAUGAAUCUCCACACCUGACCCUGGAAGGUCUGCCCCCUCUCCGGCUUCAACUCCGGCCCCGCCCUUCAGAGGAUACCUUCCUUAUGCAUCGGACACUGAGGCGAUGGGAAGCGUAGACUUGGAGGCUCCCUGGAUUGCCAGUU